AUGAAUCUGGAAAACAUGCGCAGCACUUUAAUAUUCAUCAUCGCGGCAACCAUUCUUACCGGUGGCAAGUCGCAAAAUAAUUUUAGCAUUCCAAUCGAAUCCAUCCGUUUAUCUGUGAACUACAUGGUACCGAUUCACUACAACAUAAAGCUAAUUCCAAAUACCCACAUACACGAUUCCAAUAAGGCAAAGCCGUCAAUUAUAAUAAUAAAUCAUGGCCAUGUUUUAUUUGAUGGCGAAUCUAGUAUAACUAUAAAUAUCUUACAAUCUACACAAUAUAUAAAAUUACAUGGAUUAAAUCUGCUGAUAUCUCUUUCGAUAAAGUUGUUUAAAGGAGAUGGCUUAAUGUAUAAAAUGAGUAAAUUUACAUAUGGUUCUGAACCGGACAUUUUAGUGUUUCACUUUAACGAAAUAUUAUUUCCCGGGCUUUACUGCAUGAAAGUGGAUUACGUUGGUCGAAUGACAGACGACGACACGGAAGGCUUCUUCAGAUCUUCCCACGUAAACAAAAAUGGAGAUACAGAGAACAUAGUAGCAACACACAUUCAGGCGACUGGAGCUCGACGAUUAUUUCCCUGUUGGGACGAUCCGCAAUUAAGAACCACAUUUGCCAUCUCUGUAAAGCAUCACCGUAAUUUUACAGCUUUAUCCAAUAUGCCGAUAAGAAUGAAUUAUACAGAUCAAGAUUAUACAGAUCAAAAUUAUACAGAUCACAGUUUAAAGUGGACACACUUCUUAACUACUCCUCCAAUAGCCACUUAUCACGUUGCGAUUGCAGUGACGAAUUAUAUCCCCAUUCGCAUUAAUAAAAAUAUUUAUUUGUGGUGCAGAAAAUAUCUUAAAGAUCACUUUUUUGAGUUGGCAAAGCGAGUUAUUGAAAGCGUCACGUCGCACUUGGAAACUGAAUUUCAAGGAAUAGAAAUUCCAAAAAUGGAUCAUGUUGCAAUUCCAAACUUUCCACAAGAUGGCACAUCGAAGUGCGGACUCAUUUUUCACAGGGAAAUGGAUCUUAUCCAUGAUGAGCAAUUAGAUCCAGUAAUGCGUAAAAUAGAAGUCGCACGUGGUGUAGCACUUAAAAUAGCAUAUCAAUGGUUCGGUAACGCAAUUAGUUCAUCACGAUGGUCUUUUUUUUGGCUACAUGACGGUCUUGCCACUAUAUUCGCAGAAGAAGCUGUCGAUAAGAUCCUCAUUAAUUCUGGAAUAAUGGAUUUCUUUAUAGUUCGGAAUCAAUACGAGUCUCUUCAUUUGGAUUUUUACUUUAAUAUGAAUCCCCCAUUAACGAAUAAUCUGUCGGAGACCAAUUCACUUUUCAAUUUUCCUCGUUACAUCAAAGCACCUAUUGUUUUACGGAUGCUCCAAAAUGUAAUGACCACUGAAGUAUUCCGAAGUGGUGUUCGUUCAUAUCUAUAUAAGUACGUGCAUAGCUCACUGGCUCCUUAUCAAUUUUGGUCCAUACAAGAAGACCUAGCUAAUGAAUACCUGUUUAACAUAUCAAGAUAUGAUUUCUCAGCUUGGAUAAACAACAGGCAUUAUCCUAUCUUGAAUUGGACACAAAAAAAUUCUUCCUACGGAACGAUGAAGCAAUGUCUUAACAAAACACAUUACGGUAAAUGGUGGAUACCUACAAGGAUAAUUACAAAGUCUAUUUUGCCUAACAAUAUCAGAAUACAAAUAAAACCACAAACGUUUUCAUAUUUGGAUUACAAUUUUCAAGAUGAUUGGGUAAUGGUCGACAUUCAGCAAGCUGGAUAUUAUCGCAUUAGCUAUGAAAAUAAAAACUUGCACCAAAUUGCACAUUACUUGAAUUCAGAAGAAUAUGAACAUAUAAGUGUCAUCAAUCGUGCUAAAAUAAUUGAUGACGUGUUUCACUUCAUGAUUGCACGCCAGCUCAAUAUUUCUAUGUUCUGGAAACUGACAACUUACUUACGGCAAGAGACAGAUUACGUUGCAUGGUAUCCUAUGAUCAAAAUGUUUGAAUAUGUAUCGAAUGUGAUUCCAUUUGAUACAAACGCAACUGGUUUCAACAUUAUGCAAAAUUUGAAAGAAUUGUUGGAUGGACUUUUUGAAAUACUAAAAUCUGAAAACUUUAUACCGAAGAAUGACCUUACUAUAUGUUUAAGACAAGAAAUCCUAAAAUGGGCAUGUACUUUCCGUCAUGGUCCGUGCUUGGAAAUGGCCAAAAGAAAGUUACUAUCGCAUUUCGACAAUCCUCUAAGCAUAGAUUCACCAGAGUGGAAAGAAUGGAUAUUUUGUAAAGGUUUAUUAGAAGCAAAUAUAUCUGUGUGGAACAUCGUAACGCAUAAAUGGAUGGGAGAUAAACGAUAUGAGCUUCUACCAUACGUAACUUGUACUCGAUAUUCUUCUAUUCUUUUAGAACACCUUCCGUAUAUGUUCGAUAAAUGGAAUCUUACGACACAUAAAGAUACUGCAAUUAUCCGUUCUUAUAUAAACAUUUUUCAUACAUUUGUUACAAAGCAUGUUAACAACUAUUCUAUCCUUACGAAGAUUUUAGUGAAUCUUGAGCGAAUAAAACCCAAAAAUAUCAGUAUAAUCUUAGCAUUAACGGACAUCAUUAACCAUGUAUAUUCUAAAAAACACCUUGAUAAAAUACUCAUUUAUUUGGAACAACAAAAAUACAUAACUGAUGAACAACAAAUUGCAGAAAUUCAACGCAAGAUACAAAUACGUUCGUCUGAAAUUAAAGAUCAAAUAAAUCAUUUUCAAUUUUUAGUUUGA
This is a messenger RNA of Temnothorax curvispinosus, 2736 nucleotides long. RefSeq names its product aminopeptidase M1-like. Gene Ontology annotation, cellular component: cytoplasm. The record is from RefSeq and is a predicted model, not a curated record. Gene Ontology annotation, biological process: proteolysis; peptide catabolic process. Gene Ontology annotation, molecular function: zinc ion binding; peptide binding; metalloaminopeptidase activity. The transcript is spliced from 11 exons. Bases 1 to 2736 code for a protein of 911 amino acids. Lineage: Eukaryota; Metazoa; Arthropoda; Insecta; Hymenoptera; Formicidae.